Naegleria lovaniensis is the source of this 2496-nucleotide messenger RNA. RefSeq lists its product as uncharacterized. The transcript has a single exon. Bases 1 to 2496 code for a protein of 831 amino acids. The record is from RefSeq and is a predicted model, not a curated record. Gene Ontology annotation, molecular function: ATP hydrolysis activity. Lineage: Eukaryota; Heterolobosea; Eutetramitea; Acrasida; Naegleriidae.
AUGUCUCAAACACUUCAUCAACAACAACAUCCACCACAGCUCCCCAGCGCUCUCCUCUCCUCUGAUUGCUCCUACGAAGAGCCGUUUCAAGUCCAACUCGUUUAUAAAGACCAAGAUGCCAUCAUUAAUGUCUAUCCCUUCAUGAUGCAUAUGGAGUUUGGACAGUUAAUUGAAUUCUUACUUCAUGAUCAUCUCCGACGACCAAUUCCAAAAGACAUUUCUUCCAUUAGUAUUCGAUACUACAGUGUUGUGUGGGGAAGGUUUACAUCAGCAUACUCAUCACAUCAUUUACCAGUACUUUGGGAGAAUGUGCGUAAGGCUAGAAACAGCUCUGAAAAGACGUUAGAGUUGAUAGAAAGCACUAACAUCUCGGAAGAAGAUUUUCCAAGUGAGAGGAUGACUUUGAAUUCUCCUUCCAAGUUGCUUUUUUCUGCAAAGGUGCAGUCAUCAUCAUUUGCGCAGAAUGGUCAAGAUGAAUCAAGUGCAAUACAACAAGUCGCUGUAGAAGCGUGUGGAAGUCCAUUGAAUCCCUCAACACGACCAUCAUCACCUCUUGUGCAUCAUCAUGAUGACGAAUUCAUACAUCCAACCAUUGAAAUUCAACCACCAUCCAAAGACACAUUUUUGACACCUCUUCCAGAAAAUUCUUCUGAUCCUGUGAACCAUGUUACAUCAUCGGUUACCACCACCACCACUACUACUACUACUACUACUGGUAAUCAAAACGAACUAUCAACGACACCAAUCAAAAGUCGACGACGAAGAACCAAAAGGGUAAAAAAGUUGUUGGACCCAAGCUCUCCAAUGACGCCAGACAACACAACCUCCUCAACAACAUGGAUCAACAACAAUAGUACUGAGGAUAACAAUCAAACGCUACAACAAUCCACCAUGUCAUCAAGUACUACUACAAGUACAGAAGAAACAAGUGACAAUUACACCUUAAACAAUUUGGAACCUUCUUUUGAGACACAUGAGCCUGUUACGAGCACCAAUUUAACCUCUACUGUGAAUAACAUGGAAAGUGAACAGAACAGUAAUCAUCCAAUGAGCGUGGUUACUUUUGUAAAAAAGAGCAAAAGAAAGCACAGAAAAACAAUUGUACCUGAACCUGUGUUCACACCAUGCAGCAGCAGUACCACCACACACACUUCUAAUGUUGUUGCUGUAGAUGAUCCAUCCAUUGAGCCAAUCAUUGAAAAGAAAACAAGUCGAAUGAAGAGGGGGCAUCGUAGAGCAAAAUCGCAAGUCUCUGAUUCCCAAACAAGUAAUUCUUCUUCUGAUUCAACAGAGUUUGAAAUCCAACCAAAGAAAUCCAAAGCAAACCCCAUCCCAGAAAACUCUACAAACUCUCAAUCACAAGCUAUUGAAGUUGACAUUCAUCAACAUUCUACUAAGGAAGCAUGCUCCUCUGAUAAAGAGAACAAACAACCCACUACCAAUGACAUGAUGAAAGACGAGGAUGAAAUGAUCAACUCUUCUCAACAAGAAGAACGACCUCAAAUAUUCAGCCAACGUGUUGAGAUUUUCUCAAGAAAGAUGGAGUGUGACUCGAUCACAAAUUUCAUCGAGACUCAAUAUUUUGAUCACGAUAUGAAGAAAAAUGUAUUAUACGUCUACGGAACAAACGGGCAAGGAAAAUCAAUGGUUGUCUCUACAAUCUUCAAUUCAGUUGUAAAAGUAGACAAAUACAAGUUUAAUCUUGCUGGAUAUGCAAAGGGAUCUGAUUUACUGCUGCUACUUUUCCAGAACAUUGUGAAAGGUGAAAUAUCCAAGAGAUCAGAGUUGGCUUCACGAUUAUUGAACCACUUCAACAACAGAAAGAAACCAAUUUUAUUGUAUUUAGAUGAAUUUUCAUUUGCACGACAUUGCAAGUAUUUGGACCAGAUCAGAAAAUCGAAAAUUAUUGUCAUUGCUGUGACCAAUGACCCACCAACGAAAAGUGCACUUCCAUAUUCUUUGACCUUCAAUCAAUAUGAGAGCGAAGAUAUUAAGAAGAUUCUUAUCAGUGAAUAUGAAGGGAAAAUCAGUGCAGAGAUUUUUGACAAGAUGAUGAAUUAUCUUAAGAACAAGCAAGACCUUAGACAAAUCAAAUCAUUUGUAGAUGGACAUUUAAUGCCAGAGGCUAAAACAUUAACUGUGAAAAGAAUGCUUCAACUUUGUAAUGUUGGAUUCAGAAAAAAGCAUGACCCACUUAAGGGGCUCACUCAAACUGCCAUUGAGGUUCUAGUUGUGCUGAGCUGUGUGGCAGCUGAACAGGAAAAGUUUUAUGGAGAAAUUGAUGCUGAAACUUUCCAAAGAAAAUAUGAACAAGUGCUACAGGAAGAUUUUAGGAAAAACUUUAGGGACAUCAAAGAAGGUUUGACUUUACUGUCGCAAGAAGGGCAUAUCACUCGAAAGAACGUGGCUGGGGAUGUCAUCCUUCAUUCAGCCUACGAUGUCAUACUUUCCUCAGACAAUGUGAUCGUGAAAAGAUUGCUUGCCAACAGUAAAUGA